This is a messenger RNA of Zingiber officinale, 4205 nucleotides long. RefSeq lists its product as uncharacterized. Gene Ontology annotation, cellular component: membrane. Gene Ontology annotation, biological process: GPI anchor biosynthetic process. The record is from RefSeq and is a predicted model, not a curated record. Lineage: Eukaryota; Viridiplantae; Streptophyta; Magnoliopsida; Zingiberales; Zingiberaceae. The transcript is spliced from 11 exons. Bases 1852 to 4098 code for a protein of 748 amino acids.
CAAAUUAGUUACUCCAACGGCAUCUUCCCUUUUUGUAAUUUCCAUUUUUAACCCUUCCCCCUUUUCAAGCUCGUCGGCGGCGAAGGGUUUUCUCACUGUCCAUCAAGUUCCACCUCUGCUCCCUCUUCCUCAUCUAACGCCGACUUCACCUCCUCCCCUUCAUCUCUAUCUGCCUCAACUGUGCCGACUUUACCCUUCCUUUCUUCCUCCUCCUUCAUGUUCUCCGUUUGUCCCUGACAACUCCUUCCCCUUCUUCCUGCAUCGUCAACUGCCCACUCUUCCAAGAUAGUGCUAGGUGUUUGUCAUGCUCCCUUCAGCCAUUUUCGCCAUCAAGUCGAUGCGCACCGUCGAGAUCGUUGAUCAAUACAUCUGUACGAAGUGCCACUUCUCGGUGCCAUGGAUCUCUUCAAGAUGCUGACGAUUAUGCUCCUGAGAAGGUCUAACUAGAGUGCAAUUGGAACUUGGUUGUGGAUCAGAGAGAAAUUUAAUUAAGAAAAUGCAUCUUAGAUUUGGCUAAACUAAACAUUGUAUGGUGGUCUAGAUCUUCCUAGAAAGAAUGCGACUGCAUUUUGGAUCUCACGAGAUCUUCACUUCAUUGCUCUACAAUUUAAGCAUUGCUUUCGAAGUUUUAUCUGUAGAUAUCUCAUGCCAUUUAGAACUAUCCAUAUCAGCAUGUAUGAAGUAAUAAUAUUAUUUUUAGAUAUAAUUAAAAUGAUUAUGUAAAAUAAAGAAUGAAAACUUAGGUGUUUUAUAUAGAGAAUGGAUGAUUUCUUUUUAAAGAGGUUAAUACAUCGAAAGUAGAAACUUUUAUUGGACUGAAUAGGAAGUACACUCUAAUUACUGUCAAUCUAAGAGGACCAAAAACAGUAAAUAUAAACUUUCUAUCUUUCUAAUCUAAUGGUAUUGUGAUUAUAAGUGUUCAUACUCAUAUAAAUAGUCCUAAUGUGGCAAAAGGUCAUACAUUGACCCCGGAUAGCCCCCAUAUGACUUGGUCCCACAGCUAUAUGUAGAGAGGUAAAUCAGGGAGGACUUUGCCCUUGACGCAGUGGCCCUUGCAUGAGGGAGGUCAACAAACAACAAGUAUUUCGCCACUAGGAAUUGACCUCAAGACCUCAUGUGGCAAACUCCCAUGUAGUUGUCAACUACGCCAUCCCGUGGGGACCAUAUAAAUAGUACUAAUGUUUAUAUUGAUCAUGAUGUUCAAAUUGAGUCUAAAUUGUAGCCCAGCAUCAUUAUUGAUUGUUGUAAUCUUCCAGACUAUAGCAAAAAUUUGGCACUUAAUGAUAUUCAAAUAAUGUUAAUCAUCUUACUUUGUUUAUUUUUAUGUUACUAAAUUUUGAAUAGUUUAUGUUGUUUUUGGACUUGGUUAAAUAGUUAUGAUGAUGUUUUUUUUCCUACUUUAGACAUGUAUAAUUGGAUGCUUUUAAGUUGUUUAUUAUAGAUUUUUUUUUCCUUUUCAACCACCUUUUAUAUCAUCUUGCUUCAUAAACCAAGUAGGCUUAUUAUGUUGGAAUAGUGGCUAUUGAGGUAAUUCAACCUUCGGUAGUGAUAGAGUGUGUAUGAGCAAAUAAGUCAGCAUUCUACAUUUUGUACAGUUUGUGUUUUCAGUGUUAUAUCACUCUGAUCCACAUCAAAUUCCUCUUUUCAACAACUUUCUCCCACCAAGAUAUUUGAUCCAAUAAUCUUUCAUGUCAAGAUUUUAAGGGAACCAAACUAUAGGAGGAGAAGUUUUCUCAGUUCCUAGUUCUUCCUAUGUGAAUAUUAACAGCAGAGCAAGUGCUAAUUUUCCUGUUUAUGCAACUCUUCUUGUACCCAAAAUCUCCCUUUCAGGUUGAUCUAUAAUUUCUCUUGAUGCCCUCCAAUGCAAAAUGUGGCAAAAGGCUAUUCGCUCGGCCCAAACGCCCCUACCAACCCGUCCCUAGGCCAACACGGAGGAGCUUUGCUAGUGAGAUUUUAAAAAUGGGAGGAAGACAUUACAGAGUAUGGUGGCCACAACAGCUCUUGACCUCCACGUCCAGUUCUGGCCUGUUGCUCUUUGGUUGGUUUAUGGAUUCUAUAGAUUCUAUUGACAUUGUCGUAGCAACUGCAAUUCCUUCAGAAAAGAUGACGGCCCUUCCUAUUCAGACUAAUAUUGAGGAAAUCUUUAAAUCUGUCAAUCAAAAGAUGCCAGUGAGACUGAAUGAAUCCUCCACAUUUUCUCUUCUGGGAUAUUGCGUUACUGAUUUCACUGCUGGCAAACUGAGACCUGUAUGCAAUCAGAAUGAUAGGUGUCUCUUAAGAAAACAGUUUGAUGAGGAAUGCUAUAAAGAACUAAAAGCUUGUCAAAUUAAUGGAACAUGGAACUGUGAUUGCAUGGAUUUAAUAGAACCACACUUCCUGUCUUUGGUGAGAUGCAAUAACUGGAUUUUUAUGCUAUGUAAGGCCCAAAGAAUUCUAUAUAAAAGGAAUCAACAGGUUCCAUGCCUGCAUCAUGUGCAUCAAAAUGGUGAUUUAUUGUCUCCUGUUCAUGUCCACAUAAUAGUAUAUGAAGUCCCAACCUAUGGUGCAAGUCAUGUUUCUUUGAGUUCUUGGUAUUCUAGUGAACAUGUUGAUUUGCUGUCACAGAAGCCAAAUUGGGUGAAGGAAAUUUAUAAGAAGCCUGUAGUCAUUAAUUUGGAGACAGUUAUUUUGGCACUCAAUUGCUCAGAUGCUGCCAAAACAUUCUUUUUGCAAAUGGAAAGCACUCAUAGUCCCAUGAUUAGCAUCUUCUUUGUGUCAAAAAUGCUGAUGAGGGUGGCAUCCAUCAUAUGGCACAUUGUGGCAGCAAUUGUAGCUUCUAUCUCCACAACUAUGUAUAUAUUCCUUCAAUUUUUACAUAAACCCUUGAGUCAUGGACCGGUCUUGUUUAUAUUAUCAAAGAUGUUCAUGCACACAUGCAAGAAUGUGCACAUUCGUAGUUGUCAGUUUAUGUACUGGCCAGUUAUUCUUCAAGCCCCCAGUAUCAGCAUUUCCCAUUCAAGUGUUGAACAUUCUCACAAAGCUGCAUUAAGGAAGCACUUCACAUGGUCUAAUGUUUUGAUGGAUAUUACCUUUGGGAUUGUUCUUGGAAUCCUAUUGUUGGCCAAUGUUGAAACUAUUUCUUCUUGGAUUUUGGUUAUUGUCCAUCAAGUAACAAAUGACCUGUUGCGCUCAGGUUCUGUAUGGUUAAUGGGUGUCCCCGCUGGUUUUAAACUGAAUAAUGAGCUAGCAGAGCUUAUUGGCAUAAUUUCUCUUAAUGCAAUCCAAGUUUUUUCUACCCUAUGGUCCUUUAUGGGUGCUUUUUUGCAAAAUUAUAUGCAGGUUCUUGCACUCUUGGGGAUAGUUUUUGGCCUGACUGUACCAAUGGCCUUGUGCAUUGAUUUGCUUAAGCUUGCAACACUUCAUAUUUAUAUUCUGCAUUGCCUUAUGUCUUUUCUGUAUUCGCAGCAGAUUCAAGCUUUAGCUUCCUUAUGGCGCCUUUUUCGUGGACAGAAGCGCAAUCCACUUCGGCAACGCUUUGAUAGUUAUGACUACACAGUUGAGCAGCAUGUUGUUGGUUCUCUUCUGUUUACACCACUUCUGUUGCUCAUUCCAACCACUUCUGUGUUCUACAUUUUCUUCACAAGUUUGAUUACAACCAUUAUUUUCCUGACCAUCAUAUUUGAGAUCAGUAUUUCACUGCUUCAUGCUACUCCCUAUGCUGAGAUAUGGAUUUGGAUUAUGAUAAGGAGGAGAUUUCCCUCUGGAAUAUGGUUUGAAGUCUUAGAUUGUGAUAAUGGAAUUAUUGAUGAAGUUAAUUCGCGUACUUGUUUGGAUGGAAGGCAGUGUGAUUCCUUUCUUGGUGGAGAAACAAGCUCUUUGGUUUCACUUCUUUGCAGUAAUUAUGCUACAAUAGGACAAGUCAUUCUGCCUUACUACGUAGGUAUAUUUAAUGAGGUUACUCCAUCCUUUUUUGCAUCCCUGGCACAUGGAAUUCUCAGCGGGCAAAGAUUCCCAUCAACACUAGGUACUCGUCUGCCGUCUACUAUGCCCUGGAUGCAAAUCGCCUGCAAGGAAUAUUGGAAGCUAUGCUACACUGCAGUUCUUUCAAGUAGAUUAUAAUGUUCCAACCCCGAAAAUCAGCAAUCUAACGGAUUUUGCUAUAACUCAAAAAACCUGUUCCACCAUCUGUUGAUUUAUUCUUUUAGACUAGUCUUUAGUCUUUGAUA